This is a messenger RNA of Trichomonas vaginalis G3, 1173 nucleotides long. Its product is annotated as concanavalin A-like lectin/glucanases superfamily. NCBI's taxonomy places the organism in Eukaryota, Parabasalia, Trichomonadida, Trichomonadidae. The record is from RefSeq and is a predicted model, not a curated record. The coding region runs from base 1 to 1173 and encodes 390 amino acids. Gene Ontology annotation, cellular component: membrane. The transcript has a single exon.
AUGUUUACGAUUUUUUUUAUAUAUUUCGUAUCUUCAUUGGACGAUAUUGUAUCUAGGAAUCUUCUCAGUCGGAAUAAGAACUAUUACGGCGUGUGGGAAUACACUGGCUCAACGAUUUUAUGGGAUUCACAUAUUUAUCUCUACAAUAACCAACCAAAAUCCAUUGGUGGCUUUUAUUUUUCAAAUAAACUUCCAGAUGAUUGCUGGAAUUCAACAAUAUCUCUCGAUUUUGAUCAAAAAUCAAAUGAAGCCAAAUCAGGAAUUUGGAUUACAAAGAAUUUCGGGCCUGAAGGAUAUAUAUGGGGAGGACCUUCUGUCUUUACAGGUCUCGCAAUACUUAUUACUUCGAAUAAUAACACCUUUAAAAUUGAUUUACACGAAAAUCAAGGGAAAGCAUUAAAAAUACAGAAAGUUUCUUUUACGAAAUCGAUUGAAACUAAAAAUAAGACACUUGUAUUUUACUUAUCCCUAAAUAAUCAGACAUUUAAUAUCAAAUUCGAAAAUAAUAAUCAAAAAUACGAUUUUGCUACAAAGAAAUUAAAUUACUCCAUCAAAAAGUACUGGUUUGGGCUAACAGGAAUGUCACCAAACGAUACUUCAGCUCUUAGAGUUAAUUCGGUUCAAUUUUCCAGUAAUUAUUCAUUAUAUCUUCCAAUUUCGAUAGCCAAAAUAGAGAUACCAAAGAUAACAAUUACAAAUCCAACCAAAAACGAAGUAAUAACAGCAAAAUUAGUUUUUGAUAAAAUUGAUUUAUUCCAAAAGAAGAUUUACGAUCUUUCGACACUAACUUAUGUUUCUAAGUUGAUCAGUCGCACAGUUAUCAACGCAACUGAAGUCUGGCAAACAAGAUCAAUGUCCAUGAUCAAAGAAUGCCCAAAACUCGUUGAUAACCUUAACAAAACACUCAGAACAUCAUAUCUAAUGAUUGAACAAGUCGAAAACGAAAUCCACGAAGAAUUAUUAGAUUUAAUUAAAGAUGUUCAAAAUGUAACAGCAGAAUUGUAUUACAGCAUCAUGUUUGAUACUGACAUUGAUAUGAAUGUCGGAAAACAUGCUCAAAAUCCCGUAGGAAAAGGUUUUAUGAAAAUAUUAUUUUAUUUCGCAAUAAUUGAAGUUACAAUCUUCGUGAUUUUAGCUUUAUGGAAGAUAUGCGCUUCAUAUUGUUCUUUGUAA